Molecule: messenger RNA, 2094 nt
Organism: Manihot esculenta (cassava)
Lineage: Eukaryota; Viridiplantae; Streptophyta; Magnoliopsida; Malpighiales; Euphorbiaceae
Product: actin-related protein 3
Exons: 9
Coding region: 407-1687 (426 amino acids)
Biological process (GO): Arp2/3 complex-mediated actin nucleation
Cellular component (GO): actin cortical patch; Arp2/3 protein complex
Molecular function (GO): actin filament binding
Source: RefSeq, a predicted model, not a curated record
CUGUUGAGUUGAGCCGGGUGCUGUUGUGUUUCGCUUGAAUAGGCAAGAAAAGAAUACAAGCCAAAGAGAUUCACAGACACAGAUUAGAUUAGAAAACGGGAGAGAGUGGUAAUGAUGAUGCUCAAGUUGAUGAAAGGAACAAAAUUUAUAUGGUCUUUUUGAGAUGGGUAAAUUAUUAUUGUUAUUAUUCUUCACCAACUCCAAGCUACCAUUGUCGUUGAGUCGCUGCUUUCACUUGGGAUCCAAGUCUCCUUUCAUCGCCAUCACCAAUUCGCCUUCCUUUUUGCGCUUCUCGAAGCGCACUUCCCGACCAUGAACCUCUCCCUUAAACCCUUUAUUGGAUCUCCCUCGCAGAUCCUUCUUCAUUUUUUCCACCUGCGUUUCAUCUCCCUCAUCCCUCUUUCUCAUGGACCCGACCACUCGCCCUGCUGUUGUCAUGGACAAUGGCACCGGGUAUACUAAAAUGGGUUUUGCUGGAAAUGUAGAGCCUUGUUUUAUUUUACCUACUGUAGUAGCUCUAAACGAUUCGUUUCUUAAUCAAUCCAGAACUUCAAAAGCGAAUUGGCUUGCGCAGCACAGCGCGGGUGUUAUGGCCGAUCUAGAUUUUUUCAUUGGAGAAGAGGCGUUUGCCAAGUACAGAUCGAGUAGUAUUUAUAAUCUUCGCUAUCCUAUUGAACAUGGCCAAGUUGACAAUUGGGACGCUAUGGAAAGGUACUGGCAGCAAUGCAUAUUCAAUUAUUUACGAUGCGAUCCAGAGGAUCAUUACUUUCUUUUGACCGAGAGCCCGCUUACUGCACCGGAGAGUCGCGAAUACACCGGUGAGAUUAUGUUCGAGACAUUUAACGUCCCUGGGCUUUAUAUUGCGGUUAAUUCGGUGCUGGCUCUAGCGGCUGGGUACACAACAUCUAAGUGUGAGAUGACAGGGGUUGUGGUGGAUGUUGGAGAUGGGGCUAGUCACGUUGUACCUGUUGCUGAUGGUUAUGUUAUUGGGAGCAGCAUUAAGUCCAUUCCUAUUGCUGGAAAAGACGUCACACUCUUUAUCCAACAGCUGAUGCGGGAAAGAGGAGAGAAUGUACCACCAGAAGAUUCAUUUGAUGUAGCUCGACGGGUGAAGGAAAUGCAUUGCUACACAUGUUCAGACAUUGUGAAGGAGUACAACAAGCAUGACAAAGAACCAGCCAAGUAUAUUAAGCAAUGGAGAGGUAUUAAACCCAAAACAGGGGCACCAUACUCCUGUGACAUUGGCUAUGAACGAUUUCUUGGCCCUGAGGUAUUCUUUAAUCCAGAGAUUUAUAGCAGUGACUUCACCACUCCUUUAUCAGCUGUAAUAGACAAGUGCAUUCAGUCUGCACCAAUUGAUACAAGGAGGGCUUUGUACAAGAAUAUAGUGUUAUCUGGGGGAUCAACCAUGUUCAAGGACUUUGGUAAAAGGUUGCAAAGGGAUCUGAAGAAGAUUGUGGAUGCAAGGGCUCUUGCUUUUGAAGCUAAACUGGAUGCUGGAGUAAAAUCACAACCAGUGGAAGUUAAUGUAGUCAGUCAUCCCAUCCAGAGAUUUGCUGUUUGGUUUGGAGGUUCAGUUCUCGCAUCAACACCUGAAUUUUUUUCUGCUUGCCACACAAAAGCAGAAUACGAGGAAUAUGGAGCAAGCAUAUGCCGCAGCAAUCCUGUUUUCAAGGGAAUGUAUUAAUGCAAAGUUCUGAUUUGCCAGAUGAUUCGAUGGGCAUUCAGAUGCCAAUGUUCCUUGCAAAGACAUUAUUUUGCACUCCCAUAAAUAGCCUCAGUUCGCUUCCCUGUUACAUCUCUGUAUGGUGUUCAUCCAUAUUAAUGGGUAGUAAGAGGCAGUGUAAAGUAUUGAUUCUCAAUCUACAAGCUAACAGAGAAGAUGGGUUUCUUGUACUGAUUCUUUCAUUGGUUCUCCCUCAAAGUCUAUAGGGUGGAGGUCAAUUAUGUUGCUAGAAACUGUCAUUUAGUACACACAGUUGAGCUGAAAUUUUAGUCUUCAGUUCAGUUAGAUUAUGAUAAUCUCCAUUUUUCCUUUUCCUUAUUGUUUUGUGAAUGAUUAUAACACCAUAAUAUAAAUUUCAUUCGUUUGUA